AUGAACGAUCAUGGAGAAAGUUCAACAAGUGGUUUUUCAAAUGUUAUGUCAUUUUUAACCAAUUCAAGAAACAAAACAGUAAAGAAAAAAGUAAACCGAAAGACGCUAACUGGCCUUGAAAAACAAACUCUUUGUAUUAAAGCGCAAAAACAUCCUAAUAUUACGUUGGAGGCAUUAGCAAUCGAGUUUGGAAUAAAAUCCAAUACUGUUCAUGAUAUUCUUGCAGAAAAAGAUGUUUGGUUAGCUUUAGAUAAAAAUUCAUCACUUGCUAAUUCUAAGCGCCGUAAGACUGUGGGGUUUCCUACCAUUGAAUCAGCACUCGCUUUGUGGGUUGAACAUGCUAUACAUCAUGAACAAGCUCUUACUGGUAAAAUAUUAAAAGUUAAAGCACAAGAAUUUGCGGACAAGAUGAACAUUAAUGAUUUCAAAGCUUCUCCUGGGUGGGUUACAAACUUCAAAAAACAUCACAAUAUAAGCCAAUUUAUUUGUCAAGGUGAAACUAAUUCUGCACCUUUGGAAAACUUGUCACGUUUCCGCAAUGAAUUACAACAACUUAUUCAAUUAUAUCCAAUUGAAAAUGUUUUCAAUUGCGACGAAACUGCACUUUUUUAUCGUUUGAAUCCUAUUAAAACAUUAGCACAUGGCCCUGUAACAGGACAAAAGAAAGCAAAAGAUC
This is a messenger RNA of Acaulospora morrowiae, 676 nucleotides long. Lineage: Eukaryota; Fungi; Glomeromycota; Glomeromycetes; Diversisporales; Acaulosporaceae. The record is from the annotation of a GenBank genome assembly.